This is a messenger RNA of Camelina sativa (false flax), 1190 nucleotides long. RefSeq names its product glycosyltransferase BC10-like. Lineage: Eukaryota; Viridiplantae; Streptophyta; Magnoliopsida; Brassicales; Brassicaceae. Gene Ontology annotation, molecular function: glycosyltransferase activity. The record is from RefSeq and is a predicted model, not a curated record. Gene Ontology annotation, cellular component: membrane.
AUGAUACAUUGUGAGAUCGUAAAAAAAUUAGUCAUUCAACAUAUAAUAUUGGCCUUAUAUAUCAUUCUACUCGUCUGCGUUCCCUUAGGUGUCAUCCUGACUUUAAUUACGGCUCCGCGACUAGCCAUCAAUGUGGCCGUCACUCAGCCAGUCGUCUUAGAAAUACAAAAUUCCAAAAAUAAUCUUACAUCUCCCCGAGUAAUUACUUCACAGCCACUAGAUCACGAUGAGUUGUUCCUACGUCAAGCUUCUAAAGUCGACGCAAACCCUUCCCGUCAACUUCCCAAAAAACUCGCUUUCAUGUUUUUAACAACAACAUCUCUUCCAUUAGCACCGCUUUGGGAGUUUUUUUUCAACCAAACAUCUGAUCACAAGUCUCUUUACAAUGUCUACGUCCAUGUAGACCCGACUCAAAAACACGAACCAGAUUUCUUUGGCACGUUUCAUAACCGGAUCAUACCAUCCUCAAAACCGGCUUACCGGCAUACCCCAACACUCAUCUCAGCCGCACGCCGUUUACUAGCUCAUGGGCUUCUCGACGACCCGUCAAACUACAUGUUUAUCCUUCUCUCCCCUUCUUGUAUUCCGCUUCACUCCUUUAACUUCACUUACAAGACACUAGUCUCCUCUACAAAGAGUUUCAUCGAGGUUCUCAAAGAGGAACCAGGAUGGUACGACAGGUGGGCUGUGUGUGGACCCAAGGCAAUGCUCCCCGAGGUACCACCCGAGGCGUUUCGAAUGGGCUCACAGUUCUGGACAUUGACACGCCUCCAUGCGCGGAUGGUAGUGAGUGACGUUGAGAUAUGGUCCAAGUUUAACAAGUCUUGCGUAAGAAAAGACAUGUGUUACCCCGAGGAACAUUACUUCCCUACUCUCCUCCACAUGCGAGACCCACAAGGGUGUGUUUCCGCUACGCUAACGCACGUUGAUUGGAGCGUCAAUGUACAUGGUCAUCCUCGGACAUAUAAACCUUCGGACGUUAAGGCUGAGCUUAUACAAAAUUUGAGAAAUGCACGGCUUAGCUACGGGGAUGGCAGCCGAACGAGGAAUGAUACGUUUCUGUUCGCCAGAAAAUUUUCUCCGGCCGGGAUCAGUCCGCUGAUGAACAUAGCUCGAAACGUCAUUUUUAACGAUUCGGCUCUAGUGUAAAUUAGACAAUACGUCAUUUUAAGUUGACACUUGAGGGGACU